GUGGCGGACGGGCGUUAAACAUUCCUUUUGUUCUGUGCCGUCGUCUUUCACGCGCGGCGGAAAUUUUGUCGUCUGCGCUUCUUGGAAUAAGUGGUGUUGUGUUUAACAGAAAGGACACAUUUGGCAGUUGACGACCUUCUUUAAAGUAGUUGAGGUCAAAUGUGUUGACAGUGUGCCUUUAACAACAAACACUUUUAGCAGACGAUACGCUGGCACCUUCGCAGUGACGUCAUCAUGUCUGAGGAACAGCAGAAAUUGAUGGAGGAGGGCGUUAAAGACCGAGGGAUCGGAAAAGAUUUAAGUAACAAUGAUCUCGAAGAUACAGCUAAUAAACACCGUAUGGUAAUUGGGGUUCGACUUCCAAAAAGACCAAAACGCCCAAGAAAAAGCAGGAGACGCAAGGACAAGUCAGGCGAUGGAACAGCCCUCAUGUCAACAGAUUACGGCAGUCCGACAGCAUUCACCGAAGCCUUACAGUCUCCUACCGAGACGGUACAGAACUUACUUGGUGAAGUCGACGACGAACAACAUCAGCCCCACGGUACAUUUUGUCAGUUAGAUCUUUUAUACACAUUCGGUCAGGAAAAACAGUGGCGAGAAUUUGCCAGAUGGGUGAAGUACGAGGAAGAUGUGGAGGAAGGAGGAGAAAGAUGGUCCAAACCUCACGUCGCCUCACUCUCACUUCACGCAUUGUUCGAGCUCCGGUCAACCAUCCUCAACGGCGCAGUUGUUUUAGAUUUAGAUGCUUAUCAUAUAACACAAAUCAUAGACAUAGUAUUAGACACUUUAGUAGCUGCCAAGACGAUGUCAGAAGAAAAUCGUGACGACGUUCGAAAGGCGCUGAUGUCACCUCAUGUAUUCGCUCAUGAAAAACGUAAACGCAGUCUCAUGCCUGGUAGUGAAAGCGACAGAGCAUUAAAAAAGAAUUUUUCAAAAGGUGGUAAGCUAACCCCUAAUAGGAGUUUUUCAAACGUGGAAAAUAUAAACGGCGAUAUAAAAGAAACUUAUUCGUCGGCAAAGUUGAAUGUAGAUUUUAUGAGAAAAGUGCCGCCAGAUUCACAAGCGUGUAACGUAAUGGUCGGUGAACUGUCGUGUCUUAAAUAUCAAGUAGCUGCGUUCAUCCGUCUGUCUGAAGCUCGCAAUAUUGGUGAUAUCACAGAAGUACCCAUCCCGACCCGUUUUGUGUUCAUACUUCUUGGUCCACCCGGAAGUGAAGAUAAAUGUAUAGAAAUUGGAAGAUCAAUGUCCACGGUGAUGGUGGACGAGAUCUACAGAGAAGUUGCAUACAAGGCAAGAAACCGAACGGAGAUCUUGACGGGUCUGGACGAGUUUUUGGACCAAGUAACAGUAUUGCCCCCAGGAGAGUGGGACCCCAAAAUCAGAAUUGAACCGCCAGAAAAAGUGCCAUCUCAACAAGCCAGAAAGACCCAGAAGACUCAGAUAGCUGGGCCGCACGUUCUUGCCACACAGGAAGCCGAACACGAGUCACAUGAUGACCCCACUCUGGUCAGAACCGGAAGAUUGUUCGGCGGUUUGAUUGCCGAUAUUAAACGUAAGGUCCCUUGGUACCCUAGUGACUUUAAAGAUGCACUUCACGUGCAGUGCAUAGCGUCCACCAUUUUCUUGUUUUUGGCUACACUCACGCCGAACGUAACCUUUGGUGGUUUGCUGGGUCAAGCUACAGAUCAAUACAUGGGAGCUAUGGAGUGUAUUUUGUCGGCUGCUAUUGUCGGUGUAUUGUUUGCGCUGUUUUCUGGACAACCCUUGAACAUUCUCGGUAGCACAGGUCCUAUGUUGGUGUUGGAAAUGAUCUUGUAUAACUUCUGCAAGGACGGUGGCUACGAUUUCUUGCCGCUGCGAUGCUGGAUUGGGUUAUGGACUACCGGACUGUUAGUCUUAGUUGUGGCUUUUGAUCUUAGUGCUCUAGUACGGUACAUAACGCGUUUUACGGAAGAAAGUUUCGCCUGCCUUAUUGCCAUUAUCUUUAUUUACGAGGCUUUCAAGAAACAGUUUCAUAUUAUUGACCAUUAUGGGAUCAACAAACACCCGGAAAUACCCAUUCCUCACGAUUGUACCUGCAUGCCGCCAUCGAAUGCCACAAACGCAACCAUGGACGGCAACAUGACGACAGUUAUGGACUCAUUUGUUGCAGUGACAACCACGCCUCUCGUGAAUUUCACAUACAGCAAUGAGACAAUGUAUGACAUAUUCAGCGGCAAUAUGACGUGGGCGGACUUGAACAAAGAAGACUGCCUGAAAUAUAACGGAACUCUUCACGGUGAAGGGUGCGAAGAGUCGCAUUUGUACCCAGACGUUUUCUUCCUCUCAUGCCUACUCUUCCUUGGAACCUACACACUGGCAAUGACAUUAAAGGACUUUAAAACAGCACCGUAUUUCCCAUCUUUUGUUCGACAAAUGGUCAGUGACUUUGCUGUCCUGCUGUCCAUUGUGAUCAUGGUGGGCAUAGAUGUCUUAGUUGGCAUCAAAACGCCCAAACUGGAAGUUCCUGCAAAAUUCCAGCCAACAAGAUACCAGGACCGCGGAUGGUUCAUCAACCCAAUCAGUGAAAAGAAUCCGUGGUGGACGGCCAUUGCAGCUGUUAUACCAGCCUUUCUCGCCCUAGUAUUGAUUUUCAUGGAUCAGCAGAUCACGGCUGUCAUUGUGAACAGGAAAGAAAAUAAACUAAAGAAAGGAAAUGGUUAUCACUUGGAUUUACUUGUGGUAGCAGUUUGUAUUGCUAUUUGCUCAUUACUUGGUCUUCCAUGGUACGUAGCCGCCACCGUGUCCGCCAUUGCUCACAUUAUGUCCUUGAAGAAAGAAUCCGAAACUGCGGCUCCUGGAGAAAAACCAAUGUUCUUAGGCUGCAGAGAACAACGAGUAACUGCUUUGUUGGUCGGAAUUCUCAGUGGUUGUGCUGUACUUCUUACCGGCGUUCUUACCAUGAUCCCUAUGCCUGUACUGUACGGGGUGUUCUUGUACAUGGGUGUGGCCGCUCUGAAAGGAAUGCAGUUUAUUGACCGUCUCGGACUUCUGUUCAUGCCGGCUAAAUACCAGCCAGACUCCACGUACCUGCGACACGUCAAAAUCAACCGAAUUCAUUUGUUCACCUUUUUACAAAUCAUAUGUUUGGGCGUUCUCUGGGUUGUCAAAAUGGUCAAGGCCAUCUCCAUUGCUUUCCCUGUCAUGGUUGUUGGAACAUGUUUCGUACGUAAAGCUAUGGAUAAGUUAUUCACACAGUAUGAGUUGUCUUACCUUGACGAUUUGAUGCCUAGCGACGAUAAGAACAAGGAGGAAGACGAAAAGAAAAAUUUUUACGGGGACCCUGUCGAUGACGAUGAGUUGGAGAAAGAUGAACGAGAAGUCAUGAUGGAUAUGAAAAUGAAACACACGAUGGGUGAUAAAUUUGGCGGCUACAUGGCGGUGCCAAACAACGAUAGAGUGAAUAUAUCAGAGGAGAUGAGUAAAACUGGGAUAUGGAUGCAAGUGAGGAGGGAUUCGGUGCCUGUUUUAGAAGGAAUGAACAACUCCUCUUCCCAACAGCCAAAUUUCAGCCCUUUGCUCAACCAUUCUGAACGACAUCAUUUUGAGCGAAUUGUAAAUAGACGUAACGGAUCAAAGGCCAACUUCAUGCUCGGUGACGGGGACAUACCGGAAGAGAAUGAAGGGCGAGAGAGUAAAAUCUGAGAAAUUUUCAAACUGUCAACAAGACAAUUGUCAGUUCUAUUUAUAGACAUACAAAAAGACACUGUUCUAUUUAUAUAUUGAACAACUGGAGUUAGGCAAAAACACUCUAUUUUUUAAUACUUACCAUCAUUGAACUUAAAACACAAAACAAUUAAAACUAUAGCUUUUAAUAAGUUACGAACAUGUGUUAGAGUGAAAAAUAGUGCUUUACGCGAAUUUUUUAAAUCAACACAUUUGUGCUGUUUUCGUUUGCAUGCGCAACCGGAAGUUGUUUAAUCAAAUGAUGGACAACCAGAGUUGCCAAAAGGAAAGAACUUACGGGGUGUCUCUCAAAGUAUAUGAUGGUGGAGUUGACGAAGGUUUAAGCUUGAUACAGAAUCAAAUGUUUUACUUUGUCUAUAUACUAAUAUAUAAUCAUGUUUUAUGUGUAUUAUUAGAUUUGAGAAGUGAAAAACAAAAAGAAUUAUAACAUGUUUCAUGUCAAAAGAUUUUCAUUUAGUCAUUAUUGUUUACCUCUGUUUAAAACAGAUAUCUAUCUCUACAUGUGAUACAAUUUGAUUCUCCAUGUCUUUGCAUCGAUGUAUUCAUCUACAAUCUCAUUAUUUUCUUUUCUAAUAGUAUGGUCAGUUUAGUAGUAAAAUAUGUCCUUUACGUUACGAUAUACAUUAAGGUAACGUAAUUAUAAUUACGUAUAACACUUGAUAUCAUUUGUUGUACGGUGGUGCGUUUCACUAAAUGAUAAAAAAAAUAUAUAAGCGGAUAAGCUUGUUAUUCCAAAUAAACGGGAAUUUUCCUGCUGUUUCGGCAAUUUGUUUGACAUUCUGAGUGAAUAGGGCAAUAUCUUUCGAAUUGUCGCGUUACAGAGAUGUGGUAAAAAAUAUCAAUUCACUGUUUCGAACUAAUCAAAUUACGACACAUUAAGACACUUUUAUUCUUUUUUAAAUCAUUUCACUUUUUCAUUAUUCAUCAUAUUUGUGUUAGAAUGCAAUUUCUGUUAUGUUUUAUUUUUUAUUAGAUAAUGUAGUAGAAAAUUUAAGACAUAUAACAAGGUGAAGACGUUUAUAUUUGUAAUACGUUGACUGGUGACUUACACGGUGCUUUAAGUUAGCUGAGAUUGUAUAUAUUUCUUGUCAAUCUGGCUUAAUGUACGUAGAUUAUUUGUUAUGAUAUAUAUGUAAAUGUGAUUUUUUUUCAUAGUAGUAAAUAAACUUUUUUAAUGUAUGUUUAUCUGUAAAAGAGCUACUGGAAAUUCAUCAUAUCAAUAUAUUUUAUAAUUAUGCAUUUGGGAAAUUUGUACUUUUUCUUUUCUUUUAUAACAUCUCUAUCCAACAUUUCUUAAAAUCAUUCCAACAAUUCGGAAAAACGAAGUAUUUUUUAAAAACUUUUAAUUUUUAAACUCGUUUAAUAUGAAUUUACAUAGCAACAUUGACUUAUAUUAAGAAAUUUGUCAGACUAUUUCAGAAUAUGUCUGAUUUUUACGUAACUUUUAUAUUAAAAAAAAACAAACUACGGGACCGAAUCUUAAUUACUACAUAGGAUCAAUCUGUCAUAGUCUAAGCCAUGACCAACUUUUUUUUUUCUGAGAAAAUUUUUAGUACAGAUAGAAAAUUUGUGAUAUGAUGUUACAUUGAUAAGAUCUAACUGACUCUUUUAAAACUAUUAAUCAGGUUGUAUUUAAUUACAUAUAAAUGCGUAAGUAAAAUAGUUUUAGUGUAUUUUAAAACUGAUAUUAAUAUGUAUUUUUAAUAGAUACACAGAGUUUAAAAUUGCUGAUAUCAUUUUAUCUUAAGUCAUACAAAGUAUGUGCUAUAUAUAAAAUAUGCAAGUAACGUAGAUAAAGAUGUAACAAAUUCAAUCAUGUGUACAUUUGUGAACAGAAAGGGGCCAUGUUACAGAGAAAAUAUGAUAAAAUUAACUGCAUUCUGUUACGAGUAUUAAAGACUAUUUGCAUAUUUGAGAAUAGAAAAAGUCCGUUUUGUGGGGAGUAUAUAUAAAUGGUAACGGAAGUCUGUUACGAAAAUUACAGAACCUUUGUAGGAAUAAGUGCUAUGCGCUUGUGAAUAUGUUAACAACCAUUCUUCAGUUUAUUUACUAGAACCAUUCGUGGAUAGUCUAUGUGAUUGAAUACUAUGCUGAUUAACCAUCUUGCAUUAUAGAUGUUUUAUAAUUUUAAUUGCAACUUUGUAACGUCCGUCACAUAAAUAUUCUACAAACAUCGAAAACCAUUUUGAGGGACUAUAGCAUAUCAGUUAUAUUAUAAAAAGUAUUUUAUUGUAUGCAGAAUUAUUAUCAAAGAUCUAAAUAAAGAAAUAAAAAAUCAA
Messenger RNA from Mercenaria mercenaria, 6005 nucleotides. RefSeq names its product electrogenic sodium bicarbonate cotransporter 1-like. Bases 235 to 3684 code for a protein of 1149 amino acids. Gene Ontology annotation, cellular component: plasma membrane. Gene Ontology annotation, molecular function: solute:inorganic anion antiporter activity; sodium:bicarbonate symporter activity; monoatomic anion transmembrane transporter activity. The record is from RefSeq and is a predicted model, not a curated record. Gene Ontology annotation, biological process: bicarbonate transport; monoatomic anion transport; transmembrane transport. The transcript is spliced from 24 exons. Lineage: Eukaryota; Metazoa; Mollusca; Bivalvia; Venerida; Veneridae.